AUCUCUUUCCCCUCCGCCCGUCCGCGACCCCCCCGUCGACCGUCCGCACGACCCGAUAUGUCAGCCAUCCCGACCGACGAAAUCGACGCUUCCCUGGAUAUCCAGCAGCAGCAGAACAUCCAGCAAGUCCAGUCCCAGCAAUCUUCUGGCACUCCCUCUGACACUCCUAGAAAACCCAAGGCACCUUCUGUACGACGAGCAUGUGUUGCGUGCCACACUGGGAAGACUAGAUGCAGCGAAGUAUUGCCUUGCCAGUCUUGUUUGAAGCGCGGUCUUGGAGCAUCGUGUGCAUAUCCUGAUCCUGAUGCACAGGACCACAGCCACCCUCCCCCGGCGACCACGCCUGCCUUUAAUGCUCCGCCGCCCAUCUAUGCUCCGACGCCCAACCUCAACCACACCCAGUACUACGACUACAACGGCGCUUUCACUGGUGCAUCUUCCUCCACGUUCCGUCCAUCAAAGCGCCCUCGCAACCUUACGGAAGAGGAGGCUGCAGCCAUCACUCGCAAUUUUAGCAGAGGCGACUUUUACGUCGGAAGCAGCGCUCCAGUCAGGAUCGACCCUCGUUUGCCUGUAAGACUGACUCUGGGCGAGGGUGACCAUGUCCAUUUUACGGUUGGGGAGGCGUUGGUGUAAUUGCGGUCGUCUCAGCACCAUGCGCAAUGUAUUUGUACAUGCGGUUCCGUCGUUAGGUUUGAGAAUAACAUGGUUCACGUCCCAGAAAGAGGUUCCGCCGGUGCCAGGCCGUGGCCGCUCUACGCUGGCGGUCGGCUAGUUUUAUUGCAAUGGUAUUUCAAACGGCCGAGUCCCGGUUACCAACAUAGAUCUUCCACAACUUGCCCAGCUUCCGUCCAGUCAGCUCCUUGAAUAUCUGUUCGUCCCACUCACGG
Molecule: messenger RNA, 890 nt
Organism: Guyanagaster necrorhizus
Lineage: Eukaryota; Fungi; Basidiomycota; Agaricomycetes; Agaricales; Physalacriaceae
Exons: 4
Coding region: 58-636 (192 amino acids)
Biological process (GO): regulation of DNA-templated transcription
Molecular function (GO): DNA-binding transcription factor activity, RNA polymerase II-specific; zinc ion binding
Source: RefSeq, a predicted model, not a curated record